AUGCGAUGUACCCAAAACGUCGUCUCCAUCAAUCAUAAUUGCAACAACGAAGAUAAUCCUGUGGUUUUACCGACAGCCGAAGAAAUCAGUCGCCGAUGGUUGGAAAUACACAGAAAAGAAAAGGCACUCGCGUGUAAUCAAUUGAAUAUUCAAUUUCCUAAUAUGUAUCGUCUUGUUUCAACAUCACUGGAUGAAAUACUCGUCAACAAUUUUAAUCAAGAUUAUAAGAUGAAAGAACACUUCGCUCGAAUCUAUUUUUGUGCUGACUGUAAUUUUCUUGAAGAUCUACCUCGUUCAGUUACACAACAUCAAUGGCAGACCGCACUUAUUAAUACUACCAAACUAUCACAUCUUCCAUCAACUUCUCUUUACAUUCAAAUAAAUAAACAAACCAAUAAUAAAUGUAUUCUUGUUGCUGAUAAAGCAAGAAAGUGGUCAACAGUCGAUCAUCUUAAUUUCGAUGGUAAACUAAUAACAAAGAAAGGCAAUCUUACUUGUCGUCUAUUGAUUUAUCGUGUUCCACAGACAUUUUCUAUUCAAACUAUAAUGAAGCAUCAACGUUUUGGUGGUAAAAUAACAAAUUAUAAACGUAACGCUGAUAAUGUCAUUCUUGAAAUAUCAGAUAUGAAUAUUUUUGAUGAUUGCGUGAAACAUAAAGCUCUUCGUAUUGAUGGAAAGCUCAUGUUUCACAUGGAAGUAAGUGAUUCUUUAUAUCAUUCGAAUAGAUUGAAUUUUUAUCAAAGAAAACCUGCCUAG
Rotaria socialis is the source of this 756-nucleotide messenger RNA. The record is from the annotation of a GenBank genome assembly. Lineage: Eukaryota; Metazoa; Rotifera; Eurotatoria; Philodinida; Philodinidae.